AUGGUUCCUCCUCUUCCUCUGAUCUUCCUGCUCAUGAUUGUUGAACAUCUUACAGUGACAGAGAGUUUUUGGACCAUACACCCAGUUGAGGGUGUGGAGCCGACUGAUCUGAGUAAAAACCCAGGUUAUUCAGGCAGAGUUGAGUAUUUCACUGAUGAACAGAAACACUUCUCCCUCAAACUGAGUGAUGUAAUGAAGAAGGAUGAACAUCAGUACUGCUUCAGAAUCAAAACAAAUGUAGAAAAAGAAAGAUGGUCAGGUUUUCCUGGAGUUCAGCUCAGAGUUCCAGAGAUCCAUGUAGAAACUUCUGAAAAAGUGACAGAGGGAGAAACAGCAGAUCUGACCUGUAAAACCACCUGCAGUCUGAUUGACCCAACAUUCAUCUGGUACAAAAAUGGAUGUCUUUUAACCACAAAGACCAUCAAGAACAACCAGCUCCACCUGCAGACAGUCAGCAGUGAGGAUGCAGGCAGUUAUAGCUGUGCUGUAAGAGGAUAUCAGCAUUUCCAAUCUACUGCUCACAACCUCAGAGUCAGAUAUCCUCCAAAGAGUGUCUCAGUGUCCAGCAGACCCUCUAGUGAAAUAGUGGAGGGCAGUUCAGUGACUCUGACCUGCAGCAGUGAUGCAAACCCACCUAUCUACACCUGGUUUAAGGGAUCAACAUCAAUAGGAGAAGGAAAAACCUACAGAAUUCCCAACAUCAGAUCUGAGGACAGUGGAGAAUACACAUGCCAGAGUUGGAAUGAUCAUGGAGAGAGGAGAUCCACUGCUGUGCAGUUAAAUGUUUUGUAUCCCCCAAAGAAUGUCUCAGUGUCCAUCAGUCCCUCUGGUGAAAUAGUGGAGGGCAGUUCAGUGACUAUGACCUGCAGCAGUGAUGCAAACCCACCGGUGAAGAUCUACACUUGGUUUAAAGAAGGUGGAACCUCACCUGUAGGAUCUGGACACAGUUACAGUCCUCUACAGAGUGGAUCUUACUACUGCAAGGCUCAGAAUCAACAUGGAGCUCAGAAUGCAACAGCUGUGUCAGUGAUAGUACAAGCUCCACCCUUGAGGGUCAGUCGUCCCAGUGACCCACACAGCACAAACAAAGUCUUUGAGGUGUGUGGGCUGAAGUCCCGGCCUGUGCACCAUCCCAGCCUGCCCAAAAGCCCCAGGGUGCCUGCUUCUGAGCAGAAAGCACACUCGGUCCUCUCUCAGGGCCAUGUCCCCUUGCCUUCUGGCCUGCCGCACGACAUGGAGAUGCUGGCAGGGCUCCUUGCCUUGAUAGAGUCCAGAGAUGAGGGUGACUUCAUCCGAGUGUGCUUGGUAGAAGAUUGUCAUAUCCCAGUGAAAUCGCUGAAGACUCAUUUAAAUAUAACAGCUUUGGAUGGGAGUCCUGUAGAAGCUGUAGCCAUCACCUGCUUUAAUGCGAUGGUGUCACUCAGAGUGUCUCUUCCUCUGUUGUUUCUGCUCAUGAUUGUAGGAGCUUUUGGAACAGAGUGGAGUGUGAAGUUCAACCAACAGGAAAUAUGUGCUUUAAAAGGAUCCACAGUGUUUAUGAAUGGAACUUAUACUCACCCAGAAAAUCUUACAGUGACAGAGACAUUUUGGACUUUAGAUCCAGAUAAGAAGCCUGAUCUGAGUAAAGACCCAGAUUAUUCAGGCAGAGUUGAGUAUUUCACUGAUGAACAGAAACACUUCUCCCUCAAACUGAGUGAUGUAAUGAAGAAGGAUGAACAUCAGUUCUGCUUCAGAAUCAAAACAAAUGUAGAAAAACAAAGAUGGGUGGGUACACCUGGAGUUCAGCUCAGAGUUACAGACUUACAUGUAGAAACUCCUGAAGAAGUGACAGAGGGAGAAACAACAGAUGUGACAUGUAAAACCACCUGCAGUCUGACUGACCCAACAUUCAUCUGGUACAAAAAUGGACGUCCUUUAACCACAAAGACCAUCAAGAACAACCAGCUCCACCUGCAGACAGUCAGCAGUGAGGAUGCAGGCAGUUAUAGCUGUGCUAUUCUCCAAAGAAUGUCCAUCAGUCCCUCUGGUGAAAUAGUGGAGGGCAGUUCAGUGACUCUGACCUGCAGCAGUGAUGCAAACCCACCUGUGAAGAUCUACACCUGGUUUAAAGGAUCAACAUCAGCAGGAAAAGGAAAAACCUACAGCAUUCCCAACAUCACAUUUGAGGACAGUGGAGAAUACACAUGCCAGAGUCGUAAUGAUCAUGGAGAGAGAAACUCCACGGCUGUGCAUUUAAAUGUUCUUUAUCCUCCAAAGAGCGUCUUAGUGUCCAUCAGUCCCUCUGGUGGAAUAACGGAGGGCAGUUCAGUGACUCUGACCUGCAGCAGUGAUGCAAACCCAUCUGUGAGGAACUACACCUGGUUUAAAGAAGGUGGAACCUCACCUGUAGGAUCUGGACAGAAUUACACCAUCAUCAGCAUCACUGCUGACCACACUGGACUGUACUACUGUGAAGCUCAGAAUGAUCAUGGAGCUCAGAGGUCAGCUGGAGUGCCGGUCUCUUUAAAAGGCUACCCCGUGAUUCUGUGUGUAGCUGUUGGAGUCCUUUCAGAGAAACAGCGCCCUCCUCCUGUCAAUUCACAAACCGCAGAGAGAGACAGUCGCACCAGUGAUGACGUCAAACCUCAGGGCCACUUAAAGUAA
Molecule: messenger RNA, 2643 nt
Organism: Colossoma macropomum (tambaqui)
Lineage: Eukaryota; Metazoa; Chordata; Actinopteri; Characiformes; Serrasalmidae
Product: titin-like
Exons: 15
Coding region: 1-2643 (880 amino acids)
Source: RefSeq, a predicted model, not a curated record